CCAGGAUGGAUGGGAUACGCAGGGCCUUCACAGUGACUAUUGGCAUUGCAAUAUGGAGCACAGCAUUAGCAGUGACGCCUCCUGUAGCUCAGUCCACUCCAAGCAAUAUAGUCAUCCUUCCUUUUUCUACUCAGAGCUCAGUGAAUUCUUCAGAGUCCAUUUCUCCAACAACAGCUAGUAUUUCCAAUGCGACCAUUGAGGAGACCGUUAACGAAGCGUGGGCCUGCCCUUACGUGAGCGAAGUCUCGGGGAUAUCCUGCACUUGCGACGUUCCCCACACUGUCCGAUGCCGAGGCCAAGCGAGCCGCCCCGAGGAUCUCUUGACGUUGACAAAGACUUUAAACUCUGAAGGUGUCGUUUCUCUUUUGGACUUGGCAGUUCAUGGCCUCGGUGAAAUUCCUGGGGGAGGUUUCGCAAACAUGGAACUCUUGGGUCUCGUUGUGACCACAGCAGACUUGAAAUCCAUCACCUCUGAAGCUUUCAAAGGAUUAGAGGAAAGCUUAGCAGCCCUAGGACUCCCCAACAACAAACUCAAUUAUGUUCCAGUCGAUGCUCUCAAGAGAUUAAAACAGCUACAGCGCCUGGACUUGAGUGACAAUCUCAUAGAGGAACUAAAGUCCAGGGCAUUUCCAACUCUCUUACAGCUUCAAAACCUAAAUCUUGCCGGUAAUGGCCUUCAACUCCUCCAUCCCGAGGCUUUCGUCCGCCUUCCGCGCUUGCAGUCUCUCAAUUUAGCCAGAAAUAAGUUGGAUGCAGCUCAGCUUAACGAGAAAACACUGCGGGGUCUACACAUGCUUGAACGUCUUUCACUACAGUCCAAUUUACUGAAAGGUGCAAUUACUCCAACCUUGAUUACAGGUGCAAGAGGCCUGAAAUCAUUAGACUUAUCAGACAAUGCCCUGACGCGAGUGACUCGCUCUUCACUCUCGGCUUGCCCAGACCUUCGAGACUUGGAUCUUUCUCACAACAGGAUAGACGUCAUUGAAGACCACGCAUUCUCUAAUCUGAAACAGCUGCAGAGGCUGAAGCUGUCGCACAAUCGAGUCGUCGCCGUGUCCGGCUGGUCUCUGGCGCACAUGCCCAAGCUGGUUCAUCUUGGUCUUGCUGACAAUGCAUUGCGGGCUGUAACGGGCGACCUGUUGCAUCAGUUGUCGAACUUGAACACUCUUGAUCUGGCUGCCAAUGAUAUCUCUCUACUGCAACCCCAUGUUUUCAACUCGACUCCCGCACUUCAGCACUUAACGUUCACAGACAAUCCUCUGCACUGUGACUGCUCUCUCAGAUGGUUUGUCCACUGGCUUAAUCAGCAUCCUUCACUGACUCCCGAAGAAAGGAACAGCGCUGUUUGUGCUACACCACCUGCCUUGGAAAAUGCUCCUCUUGUUGAGCUUAAAGACACCCAGCUGGUAUGCUCUGAGGAAACCUCUCCUUAUCACGACUACCACGAUUAUUAUCAUGACUAUUACCAUGAUGAUGCUAUUGCCGAAGACAUGUCUUCUGUAAGGGUCUCCGAUGCAGAGAUCAGUUUACAGGUGGCACACUGGGUUUACAAGAAGAAUGCUCAGAAUGUCAUGGAAGACAAAUCUGAAAAGGACCCCUUCUUCGGUGUAGAACUGGUAUGGAGAGUUGAUGAUCGUGCUAUACCUUACACGUGCGAGGGAGUGUUUGUAUACGAAGUUUUACAGGGAAGACCUGAAUCUCAUCAGGUUUUGAUGGAGAAAGUUGAGGCUAAUUGCACAUCCGAUGGCAACCACGAUCCUAAUCAUGUCUCUGUGGUUGUUCCUGGAGAUGCGUUGGUACCCGGAGCUACUUAUCGCUACUGCCUGAUUCUGCUGGAGCGAGGAACGGGUGAUCAAGAGGCAUUUUUACCUGGGUGUUCUGAACCCCUGGUAUUAGCAGAGGCACCUUUUACCAUGAUGAAGCACAAAAUAGUCACCUCACAUCCUCCAGAAGUGUUGAGCCUUACUGCCGGUGAAGUAGGCGGAGCUCUGGUAGUGCACACACGUGUUAAUGGAGAUGACCCUUGCACUUACACGUUGGCUAUUGUCUCCGAACAGACAGUGGUAGCAACAAGACAGUUAAACUGCUCCGAAGCAAGACACGAGUUUACUUCUUUGGCAACAGGUGACUACAUUAUCUGCGCAGAUCCCGACGUCCCUGGCUUCACACUAGAUCUGUCAAAUCUUCAGAAUCACCUCAUAGUGGCCGAUAACGUAACUCGAGCCUUACACAGGACCUUUUCAGAAUGCACUCCAGCGAUAACACUCGCACCCGUCAAAGACAAAGGAUUAGGUAUGGGACCCCUGUUAACAUUGUUAUUCACCAUACCUGGGCUUGCCUUGGUGGUCACAUUGUAUUUCAUUGCACAGAAGGUCUGGAGAGGAGGUGGAGUGCCAUGGAGAUGGGACCCUCGAGCUCAGAAGUCUAGUAAAUAUUUCCUCUACACCGGAGAAAUAGCCAAUCCAUCCUUGAGUCUCGAUCCCCUACCUGAAGACACCCCCGAAACGACGACUCCUGUUUAGCCGUGCAACUGGUUUACACAAAGUUGACAAUAAAGACACUUUGAGGUAGAAAAAAUGAAAUGCCCUGCUCUACACGAGAUUCAUAUCUAGUCCAAUUUUAGUCAAGUAUUGUUGUUUAGAGAUCCAGGUUACUCAAGUGACCGAGGUAUUUUUUAUCGUGUUGAGAAUCGGGGAACCUUCAAAGUGCCAGAGAAGUUGCUGUUAUAUCUAUGAGGAUAUUGAGUAGUUUUCUCUACUAUAAAAAGAAGUAAAGAGAGACUUUAUAGAAAGAAGUGUCAACUGAAAACCUUAUCUUCAGUGAUUCCUUUCAAAGAUUCUGCAUUAACAUAUGGACUGAAAAGAUCACAGCUGGUGUUCAGAAAGGUUUUUUUUUUUUUUUUCCAUGCAUGUAUGGAGAACUGUGAUUUGUUUUGUGCCAUAUACUAAUCUCAAAUAUUUCUAAUUACUUGUGAAUGAGAUGAAGGUUCUUGAGAGGACCUUGAAAAAGUUGUUGUGUGGCCUCACAGAAGCCACAUGGAGGACAUUUGUGAACAUGGAAAGGGUGCCAUUAGAAAUUACUGUACAUAUUCUCAGGCAUUCUGAAAACCAUGAUGUUCUUGUAGGCUUUAAUUUUGUGUUAGGUAAAUGUCUAAUGCUGUCAUUCAGUGAGCUUUCCUUAUGUGGUCUAGAGCUUUAAGAAAAUAUGUCCAUUAAUAAAUGAACCUCAGAUUAUAUAUUUCUUAAAUGUGUAUUGUACUAUUGGUGCAAGAUAUGUUAUUAGAGUGCCCAGAAUUUCAAAAACAUGUUACAGGAAUACAAUUUCAAUUGGAUGAGAAAAGAAUUUUGGAAGCAAGAAAGAGCCGUAAGGUAUUGGAAGUGGUAGUCAGUCAGCAAUUUUAGUUUCGAGAACUCUAAUACUAAUCAGUUAUUAAACUAUAUAUAUAAUUAACUGAUGUAUUCCAAAGGCCCUGAUUAAACAUUUUACUACACAAUCGUCCCAAAGUAUCCAUUAAAAAAUACGAAAGUGACUAACCAAUUCAGCCGAGCCAUUUUCAAAUUCUGUCGCCCGAGCUUCUUAGCAGAACAGAACUGUAAUCGUACCAACUUCCUGUAUGUAAAUAAGUAGCAAGCAGAACAAUAAUGCAGCCAAAUUUCUGUACAUAAGUAAAAGCUAUCAGUUUAAUGACACUGUGAUGCCUUUCAUCUACAGAGCUUAUUUGAUACAUAAAUGUAUUACUAUGUAUCUAUUGCCAUCCAAAGUAUAUGUAUUCUGUUAAAGAAAAGCACCAUAAAACAUCCACCACAAAUAUAUUUUCUGCUCCUUUACUACACAGAUUUCAUAUAGCAUGAAUGCAUUGCACUCCAGAAGGCUUUUGUGAGACCCUGUUACAUCAUUUUUAUGAUAUUUAUCAAUGAUGUCCGAAAUUGUAAAACUAAAAGUGUGGUAUCUAUUAUUUAUAUUUUACUCUAUUCAUCACAGGUAUGUAAAUAACCAAGGUUGUGCAGUUUGUUUUCACCCCAUUAAGCGAAAUAUUUCACAAUAACUUUUUAGUAAUAGAUAUCAGGUUUAUUUAAUUUGCUGCUAAAGUAAAAUUUAAAUGUUCAUGUUUAUCUUAUACAUAAGAAAAAUUAAUUUAAUUCAAAAAUGAAUGUGGACAAGCAAAAAACAAUUCAGGAUUCAAUGACUAAAGAGAAAACUUUAUGUUGGUGGAAAUAUCACUGCGUUCCCUAGGUAAUGAUCUCAUAACUACAGUCUACCUUAAUCCGCUGUCCACAGUCGUUCACUAUGGCAUUCAAUACCUCACUAAGCAGUCCACACUUCAGUCAUUUAGGUACGAUAGUGUAGAGUAUAGAGUAUCGUAGUCAACUCUACUCACUGCAAGAAAAUAUGACAUAUUCCACUUUAUAUAACUGCCCUGCUUCUCCUGUUUCUGUAAGUAAAGGAAUAUAUUUUAGCGUUUUUAUGGAUAGCAAAGCAUAUGCAAAUCAUAAUUAUCAGGCUCAUUCUUUUUUCACUCUUGCUACUCAUUCUGAUCCAUUGUAUUCAGUGUACAGCAACUUAUUUCGUAGAGUUACUAGUUAUCAUUUUCGGAAUCUGGAAAGUAGAUUUUGUAUAAAUGUAAGUAAGCAUUCAAAGUUUGGAAUAAUAAUACUCACAGAGAAACUGCGCAAACACCAAUGCAAUGCCGUCAUUUACAUGUUUGUACGUUAGCACAGUAGUAAUAUUUGUAUUUACAUACACUUUUGUAUUUUGAUGUAACUACGUGGUCAUGUAGCACUCAUCCUUACUUUAAGCAAAUGAAGCAUCUGCAAUACUGGUAUUUAUAUGUAUACCACUCACCACUGUAUACCACAUAGUCUUCAUUCAUAGUAUAAUAACUGACUGUAUGAUUUUGUUAACUGUCCUUCACAAAUGAUAAUAGCAUCUGUAGUUGAAACUUUUAAGUGUUACAGCACCAUUUUUUUUUUUUUCUUUUUACAAAAACUUUGUGUGUGUCAUGUUCGAUGUCCAGCAACCUGUCCAAGUCAGCUUUACAACAAGCAGAAACAUUUGAAGGUACACCAAAGUACAAAUUUAUUUCCGUGAAGUAAAGUGUUAAACUGUUUGGAAUGAGGUGUUCAUGAAUUUCAUCCAUAAAUGUCCUUGCCUUCACAUGAAGUAUAGUGGCUAGAGUUUUGAUCGUUACAUAUAUUGAACCAAACAAAAACUUCUUUCAGUUUUCUUCUGAAUAUUGAAAAAGAAACCCACAAAAUCACUGUGUAUAACGUGUUUACUUGUAAGUAUUUACAUUUUAUUUUGCUCAACACUCGAGUACUUUCAGGCCCUAACUGUGGCCCAUUUUCCAGAGAUGUGUAGGUUGACCCAGGCUGACAACCUACACAGCUCUUGAAAAUGGGCCACAGAUAGGGCCUGAAAGUACUCAAGUGUUGAGCAAAAUAAAAUGUAAAUACUUACAAGUAAACACGUUAUACACAGUGAUGUUGUGGGUUUCUUUUUCAAUUACAUAUAUUGUUGUACAGUGCUUAUAUAUACUCAAUAAAGUCCAAAAAUGUAUGGUACAGGUGAAGUGAGUCAGUACGGAAGUUUCUCGAGGAAGUUCAACUUAACAGUGACACAACAGUACAGUAAUAUUUCAUUAUAUUAAAAGUUCUAAAAAAAGCAAAACAAAAGUCAAUGUUUCAUUAUUGAUUCUGACAGUGAAUAAUCACUGUGGUCCUGAAGCCAGUACUGAAAAUAAAUAUUCUACAAAAUCAUUACUGAUUCAGUAAAGAGAUCGUUAGUAACUGAAUUCAAACUGUGUUUUUAUAAAUUGAGCUUCCUCACGUAACUUCAUGAUUAUCAUUACUAUUACAAGACUUCUGGUUCAUUUUUAGGAUAUAUGCUAGUCUCACAUUUAAACCAGAUGGGAAACCCCUUUGACCUUUACAUUCAGUUUUAGAUAUUAAAAAUGAUUUUAAAAAAAAGAAUAAAUAUAAAUUACAGUAUUUUGAAGUAAAAUCAAAUACCUGCUAGAAAGCUGAUGGUACUGAAUAUUUCUAGUACCAAGUACAGCAAGAACUACAUAGUACUCCCAUCUGCGUAAUAACAGAAACAAGCAAUGCCACAGAGAGAGAGAAGGGGAGAACUUGCAAAUGAUGCAAACCACGUAAUGAACUUUAACUGCAAAGCUUUAAAACAAGGUUUUUUAUUCUGUACUUAUGAAAUAGAGAAAUGUUCCCUAUAUAUUUGCAUUUUAAUGAUGUAUUCUUAAGAAUCUUAUUAGUUUUGAAGUAUAGCUUUAUUUUUAUGUUGUAAUAUGGAGUGUAAAUAAUUUAUUUGUGUAGGUAUUUAGAGCUAUUAUGUCUGUAAAGAACUUUUGUUUGUUGUGCUUUUAAAUUGGAUUUUUCAGAUGGAUAUUUGAGUUGGAAAAUUCAGAUACUACUGUGGAAUGUAAACCUUUAUUGUAUAAAUUCCCCAUGGAGCUGAUAGACAACUGACAGUGAACAAUUAACCAAUUUGCAAUUGUAUUAAAAAUAGUAAAAUCUAAUUUCAGAGAAAUAUGGUUUGCCAGAAUCUGGUCUAGCUUGUCUGUAAUUGGUUAUAUUUCUUCUAUUGUAUUGAGCAAUGUUAAUUAAUCUGUUGGACAAAAAAAAAAAAAAGGUGAAAGAAAAGUAUUAUCAGAUAUGCUCUGAAAUUACGUGGCAUUUCAAAAAUAUGAAAAGAAGUAAGUAUCUUCAUCAGUAACAAUAAAAUUUCUGGAUAUUCAGCAAAGCCGCUUGUACAUGUCAAUGUAAUGGAAAAGUUAAUAAAAUCAGUGGCUACUCUAUCAUCAAUUACUUUUUACUAAGGGGAAGAUUUAGUAGACAACUACAUUAUAUUAGAUUUCUCUGUCUAUACACUUUUGUUUUAGUCAGUGACAUGUGCCAUUUUAUGUAUUGUUGAGUGUAUAUAUACUAUAUGUAUAUGACUAUCUUUGUAAAUAGUGUGUACAGAUUUUUUAACAAAAAUAAAGGCUGUUAACAAA
This is a messenger RNA of Macrobrachium nipponense, 7006 nucleotides long. RefSeq names its product protein slit-like. Lineage: Eukaryota; Metazoa; Arthropoda; Malacostraca; Decapoda; Palaemonidae. Gene Ontology annotation, molecular function: protein binding. The coding region runs from base 6 to 2522 and encodes 838 amino acids. The record is from RefSeq and is a predicted model, not a curated record. The transcript has 3 exons.